Orbicella faveolata is the source of this 5716-nucleotide messenger RNA. RefSeq names its product complement C3-like. Gene Ontology annotation, molecular function: endopeptidase inhibitor activity; protein binding. Gene Ontology annotation, cellular component: extracellular region. The record is from RefSeq and is a predicted model, not a curated record. NCBI's taxonomy places the organism in Eukaryota, Metazoa, Cnidaria, Anthozoa, Scleractinia, Merulinidae.
CUAAAACCUAAAUUCAUGUCGCGUUCAUUAAUUUUUCGUUGCUUGCUUGGCUGGUUCGUCAGUCAUUCGUUCCUUUUUUGUUUGUUUUCUGAUUUGUCUGUUUAUUCUUUCAGCAAUGCUCAGUUGUUCAUCACUGCUCCAAACAUCUUUCAUGUGGGCGUGGAAGAAACAGUUUCAGUUAUAGUGUACAACAGCCACAGGCCUGUGAAUGUGACAGUUAUCGCUCAAGAUUAUCCAGAUAAAAACAGAAACUUGGCAGCAACCAGCGGAGUUUUCACAAGCGAGAAACCUGGUAUUCUGAAACUUAAGUUGGAUGCGGAAGAUUUUCCUGCGGAUAUUGAUGACGAUGACGAUGUGUCAACUAAUCGUUACGCCUUCCUGGUGGCCAAGUCAAACGAUAGUGACGUCAUCAUUGACAAAGGUGCGAAGGUGCUGGUGAGUUUCUUGGAUGGCGUUGUUCUUCUACAGACAGACAAACCAAUCUACACUCCACGACAAAGUGGCAGCCUGGAGUAUACAAAAGUAAAAAUACGGAUCAUUCCUCUUGGUUUUGACCUGAAACCGAAAAAGGAGAAAAAGGUGACAGUUAUAGUGAAGAACCCUCAAGGAAUUAUGGUACAGAGAUGGAGGGACUUGAGCACCGAAACUGGUUUUAUCACAAAGAUUUUUGGUCUCAGUGAAUUUGCGUUAAUUGGUAACUGGACUGUCCUGGCACUUCACGGACAUAAGAACACACAAAAUGUCUCAGUGAAGUUUGAAGUGAAAGAAUAUGUGCUCCCAAAGUUUUCCGUCAGCAUAUCAGGACCGAAAUAUAUACUACCAAAUGUAAAAGCCAUUACUUGUAUAAUUCAAGCAAGAUACACUUACGGAAAGCCAGUAAAUGGGACGGUACUAGUCAAGUUUUCCAUGGUAGGGCGACGCAUCAGGGCUGUGUCAGUGAGGCAAUUAGCUGAUGAGUUAAAGGAUGGAAAAGCCUAUUUUAAAAUCAGAGCGGACGACAUUAAGAGCGCCCCUGGUCUUCCGUGGUUCCCGGAAGGUCGAAGGCUUCAGGUCGAGGCAGAUGUGAUCGAGAAGACUACUGGGAAGAAGGAGAGUGCAAUCGACAAUGCAAUUUACUUUGUCAAAUCUCCUUUCAAGAUUGAACACAAGGCAACUGCUGAGUACUUUAAACCGGCUCUGCCAUUCAUGGUCAAGGUUGAUUUGUUGUAUCCCGAUAAGAAACCAGCUGUUGGAAUCCCCAUGUCUAUUUCAGUAACAGCAACAACAGCUUCCGGAAGAAAAAUGCAACUAGGAAAAGCUGAGGCUGCAAAGGAUGGUGUCAAUUUCGAAGACACAACUGAUGAUCAGGGCAGGGCUAAUUUUGUUAUUGACGUACCAGGAGAUAUCAAGGCAAUGAAGAUGAGAGUGGAGACAGAAAAGGACGGUAUACCUACGGAGCAUAACACGUUCACAGAAUUCGAUGUUCGUGCGUACAAUUCUCCCUCAAGAACAUUUUUGUACGUCCGCGCUAUAAGGGACAAGCAGCAUUUUAACUGUGAUGUGUUCGUCAACAAGAAUGCGUCAAAGAUUACUUUCAUGGUCAUUGCACGCGGUAGGAUACUUAGCCAGUGGGUCAAAGUCCAAAAAGUGGGUGUCAUAUCAAGCUUCCGGUUUAGAAUUCUGCCGGAAAUGUCGCCCUCAUCGCGUCUUGUGACAUUCUUCUUUGGAAACGACGGCGAGGUUGUCGCGGACAGUACACUGCUAAGCAUUGACGAUGGAUUACCAAAUAAGGUUGAAUUCCAUGAUGAAUCCCCCGGUCAGACGCCACAGAAACAUCCGGGUAUUCCAUAUAAGAUCCAGCUGUCGGCCACUCCUGGUACAAGAGUCGGACUGCUGGCUGUUGAUCAGAGUGUGUAUAUCCUGAGAAACCGCGAGAAACUCAAUAAGAAAAGGGUAUUUAAUAUAAUGAAAUCCAUGGAUCUCGGAUGUGGCGUAGGAUCUGGAAGAAAUAGCGAGGAUGUGUUUUACAAAAGUGGGACCGUGGUACUCACAAAUACGGACAUCGCCAGCAGAGGACGUUCUGACUUUGGAUGUCCACACUCCAAAAGGAAACAGAAAAGGUCGACUGAAGAUUUGGAUAAAUGCUGCAAGGAGGGUUAUAUACCAGCCAGAGCGUCUUGUGUUCUUCGUGCCCGGUACUGGAUGGCUGGUGCCAGCAAAAUCUGUAAAGAAGAAUUCCUUCGAUGCUGUUUUAAUGCUACAGGGGAGAAAGACCCUAGAAUUACGCAAAUUCGCUCAAGAAAAGUCCAUCAGUUGGAACAAGAAUUUGAAGAUGACGAGAUCAGCCAGGGACAAAUAAGGAAGUAUUUUCCUGAGACUUGGAUUUUUGCCGAGGGUGUUGUUGGUCAAGACGGAAAGUUUGCCUUUUAUACCAACCUUCCUGACACCAUUACAACCUGGGUUGUCCAAGCUGUUGGUAUUUCAAACCAAACAGGCCUUGGAGUGGCUCGUGCACUGAACAUCCAGACAUUUAAGGAUUUCUUCGUAUCGCUUCGUCUUCCUUACUCUGUCCAACGAGGAGAACAAAUUUCUGUUAUUGCUUCAGUGUUCAACUAUGGAAAUUUCGAAUUAAAGGUUAAAGUCAAGUUAGAAGAUAGCAAGGAGUUCUGCACUAACGUGCCAGCGGGUCAAAAGUCACCGAUUGUGUCGUUAUCUGUAAAAGUAAACGAUGCAGUAUCUGUUUCGUUUCCCAUUGUACCUAUCAAACUAGGAAAAGUGUCAAUCAAAGUGAUUGCCACUGCUGAAGUCGUCGGGGAAGACUGGAUGGCUGGUCAAGCCAUGGGAAGCGAUGCCGUGGUCCGGAGUAUUCUUGUAGUGCCGGAAGGAGUUGAACGACGAAGAACGUAUUCAUUUGUGCUUGAUCCACAAGGAGUAUUACGGGACGAGGCGCCAGACAGAGCCAAUACGUCAAAUCCUGCUCCAGGCAUGAAACACGAUAGAGCUGUUCACAAUGGCAUGCAAGUAGACAAUGUCUUCCUCAAAGUUCCCUCCCGGGCAAUACCAGGAUCCCUGAAAGCUUUUAUGUCACUUACAGGAAACAUUAUCGGUCCAGUAGUCACAAGCUUGAUAACCGGCGGGUUAGAAAGCCUUCUGCGCAUGCCCCUGGGUUGCGGAGAACAGACGAUGAUAUUCUUGGCUCCUAAUGUUUACGUGAUGCAGUAUCUGUUAAGGACCAGGCAGGUAACCGCUGACAUAGAGUCAAAGGCCUACAGAAUGAUUCAAUCAGGUUAUCAACGGGCUUUGAAUUACCGCAGGAAUGACAAGUCGUUUAGCGCGUUUGGAGAAUCUCGUCCUGGCAGCACGUGGUUGACUGCGUUUGCCUCCAGAGUGUUUUGUGCUGCACAGGGAUUCGAUGGGAUUGAAAUUGACGAGGCUCUAGUUUGUGACUCAGUAAGUUGGCUCCUUGAAAACCAGCGUCAGGAUGGGGCCUUUCCUGAAGUUAAGGAUAUCAUCCACAAAUCCAUGAUGGGUGGUACUCAUGGCGAUGUAGCGAUGACGGCUUUCGUUUUAGUUUCUCUUCUUGAGUGUGGAUGUCUUGGUCAGAAUAAGAGCCAGAGGAUUGAGAAUGCAGUGGCUUUCAUGGAAACAGAGUUGAAAAACAUCGAAAAAGUGAACGUUCUUGCGCUCACGACGUACGCUUUAGCUCUGGCAGGAAGUAGCAUGAGCUCCAAGGCAAAUGCAAAACUCCUCGAGAAACAGGUCUACAAAAGAAACGAGUCAACUCGAUACUGGGAUGCUGGAGACAAUGCUUUAAACGUGGAAACCACUGCUUAUGCACUGCUGGCACAAAUGGCGGUUGGACGGCUUAAGCUGGCAGGACCAAUAGUCACAUGGCUCACAAAUCAGAGGGACCCUCUUGGAGGCUUUGUAUCAACACAGGACACCUGUGUUGCGUUGCAAGCCCUAUCUAAGUACAGCGAGAAGACUGCUGGCGCCAAUCUUGACUUGCGUGUGUCUGUAUCCUCCGAGAAAGAUGCAAACUGGAAGAGGAAAUAUCACGUCGAUGCAGACAACGCCCUCCUGCUCAGACAAGAAGAAGUCACGCGUCUUUUGGGCGGAGAAAUGUUUAUCGACUCAUCAGGAAGUGGAGUGGGUCAAUUGCAGAUUGAAGUCCGUCAUAAUGUACCAUCAGCGAAGAACGAAUCUUGCCACUUUGCUCUAAAGAUUGAAACUAGAGAAGAAAUAAAAGAGGGCAAAGAAGAUGUGGUGCCAAUAAUGGGACGUUCGAGGGAGAGAAGAGACGAAGACGAAAGAGAAAGAAAGGCCAAGAAAUGUCGGAAAAACAAGAAGAAAAAAUCUUGCAAAAAGAGAAGGAAAAAUCAAAAGUAUCACAAAAGACCAAAGACAGAUGCAAAGCCACCGGAUUCGCUUCAACUUAAAAUUUGCGCAAGGUAUCUGAAGGAUGGUAAAUCUGGUAUGACAAUAAUGGAGGUUGGAGUUUUCUCUGGAUUUACUCCUGACAAGGAUUCACUGGUUGAGCUCAUGGAAAACGUCCGACCAGCCGUGGACCGUUUUGAAAUUUCUGACCGAUCUGUGAUAUUAUACGUCAGUGAGAUCUCUAGCACUGACGAAUUUUGUGCAACGUUUGUGGUUAACCGAAUGUAUGACGUAGGAACAGUCCAACCAGUUCCAGUGAAAGUUUAUGAUUAUUACAAACCUGCUGAUUCCUGCACGAAAUUCUAUUCACCGAAUCCAAAAAGUGCGCUGCUUGCAGGCAUUUGUGAAGAAGGUUAUUGCAGGUGUUCACAAGAUGACUGUUCAUCGUGUGUUGAACGGUCAUUCAAGACUCAUGAGCUGGUAAAGAAAGCAUGUCACGAAUAUGACUUUGCUGUUUUAGGCGAAGUGAUCCUGCUGGACGAGCGUGAGUUAAGAAAACAAUCCUGGAUCACGUAUGAGGUAAUGCUACAGCAGGUAAUCAAGAAAAGCAAAACAGAUCUCGUACAAGGAGACGUCAUCGAAUUCAAGAGAAGAUCUGGCUGCAGAUGUCCAGACAUGAUGGAAAGAAAACAAUAUCUCAUCAUGGGAAACGAGCAAGGAUCUUUCUUUGUACUUGAUGCCAAUUUGUUUGUUAUUCCCUGGGAGAAGAAACGAAAGAGUGACAUGUUGGACGACCUUCGUGCAAGAGUGGGCAUAGACCCCAGGUGUACUUCUUAGAAUUCAGCUAGGCUUUGCUUGGAUGUAGGUUCACAUAAUGACAGUAGGACGUCUUAAUCGAGAUAGGAGUACCCUCUUAUUAAAUACAAGAAAUUUUAAUAUUAACUAAAUUUGUGGAAUGUUUAACAGUGUAGAUUUUAAAAGUAAAUUAAACAGUAAAAGCAGACAACCUAAACAAUCAUGGAUCAGUUUUUGCCCCAUGCUUAGCAUCCAUCAAUGCAAGAAAAAAGGCAAGAAAAAUAUAAGGAAAGAUCGAUACCUGUAUGUACAUAUAUUUUUGCUUUCACUCGACUGCUCUGACAUAUAACUGAGUUGGACUUUACCGACAACUGUAGCAGGACAUUGACGUCAGCAGGUUAGUUUUAAACAUUCGCCUUAAAUUUGAAUGGAAUAGAACGUUGCUUCACUCGACGAGGAUGGCAGACAAACAUCUGGCCUGCUUAUGUAUUUAGUCUUUGCUCGAUUAGACAAGGCUAACUCACUGAUAAUGAGUAAAAUAACAGGAAACUGGCUUUAAUUUGGA